Molecule: messenger RNA, 1172 nt
Organism: Myotis myotis
Lineage: Eukaryota; Metazoa; Chordata; Mammalia; Chiroptera; Vespertilionidae
Gene: BCL7A
Product: BAF chromatin remodeling complex subunit BCL7A
Exons: 7
Coding region: 249-881 (210 amino acids)
Source: RefSeq, a predicted model, not a curated record
UACGCGGGGCAGAGCGUUUCUCCACUCUUUCCAGGAUCACCUCGCGUCCCCGACCGCUGCCUGCAACUCCGAUCGCUGCCUGCAACUCCGCGAAGUCGAGAGCCCCGCAGGAAACUUGCGUUAUUGCACCCGCUGCCGCAAACCCGCAAACCCCGGGCGGCGGACGGGCCGCCAGGCUGGCUCCCAAGGAACGCGCCCCCUCCGCGGCUGGCCCGCCCUCCCCCGGGGAACCCGCGGCCUCGGGAACCAUGUCGGGCAGGUCAGUUCGAGCCGAGACCAGGAGUCGGGCCAAAGAUGAUAUCAAGAGGGUCAUGGCGGCUAUCGAGAAAGUGCGCAAAUGGGAGAAGAAGUGGGUGACCGUGGGUGACACAUCCCUGCGAAUCUACAAGUGGGUCCCUGUGACGGAGCCAAAGGUUGACGAUAAAAACAAGAACAAGAAAAAGGGCAAAGACGAGAAGUGUGGCUCGGAGGUGACCACGCCGGAGAACAGCUCCUCCCCGGGGAUGAUGGACAUGCACGAUGACAACAGCAACCAGAGCUCCAUAGCGGACGCCUCCCCCAUCAAACAGGAGAACAGUAGCAACUCCAGCCCCGCGCCGGAGGCCAACCCCUCCGUGCCCUGCGAGGGCACCAACACCAAGGCCGACGAGGCCCAGGCCGAGGGCAAGGAGCUCCCUGGGGCCGAAGAUGCUUCUGACGAGCAGAACUCGCAGUCUUCCGUGGAAAACGCCGUGAACAGCUCAGAGAAAGCCGAACGGCCGCCAUCUGGAGAAGCGGCUCUAGCGGCAGAGACGCCCUCCAUCUCUCAGGAUUUGGAAGGAGGGCCGCCCUCUAAAAAGAUGAAACUGGAGACGUCGCAACAAAACUCCGAAGAGAUGUAGACGUUCGGGGCUCAGGCUCCGGUCCGCGUGUCCCGGGAGAUCCAUCAGCAGGCUUACGUCUACGACUUCCCCGAGUGAGUCCUCGGGUUAGAACGACUGACUUUCCCAAGUUUACCAAGUGCAGAUCCAAGAGAACCUAGAACGGCGUGACUUCUCAGACACUGAAGAACUUUCUGCUGUGAAGCAAAACCCUCGAAUCUUGAAGUGACUGUCCUUGUGGAGGUGGGUCGACAGCUCAGGAGUGUCAGACACUGUCUCUGAAGCCAAGAUUACAUUUGCGUUGCUGCUGUA